Messenger RNA from Penaeus indicus, 1725 nucleotides. RefSeq lists its product as uncharacterized. The coding region runs from base 1 to 1725 and encodes 574 amino acids. NCBI's taxonomy places the organism in Eukaryota, Metazoa, Arthropoda, Malacostraca, Decapoda, Penaeidae. The transcript has 6 exons. The record is from RefSeq and is a predicted model, not a curated record.
AUGGGGUAUAAGAAGACAAAUAAAGGGACCUGGAGACUGACGCCACAGCAAGUAUAUCACGAGCCUCCGUUUUCUCUCCAUGUAUAUCUAUAUCAGAAGCCUCCGUUUUCUUUCCAAGUAUAUCACAAGCCCCCGUUUUCUCUCCAAGUAUAUCACAAGCUUCCGUUUUCUCUCCAAGUAUACUGCAAGCUUCCGUUUUCUUUCCAAGUAUAUCGCAAACCUCCGUUUUCUUUCCAAUAUAUCACAAGCCUCCGUUUUCUCUCCAAGUAUAUCACAAGCCUCCGUUUUCCCUGCAAGUAUAUCACAAGCCUCCGUUUUCUCUCCAAGUAUAUCACAAGCCCCCGUUUUCUCUCCAAGUAUAUCGCAAGCCUCUGUUUUCUCUCCAAGUAUAUUCUCCAAGUAUAUCACAAGCCUCCGUUUUCUCUGCAAGUAUAUCACAAGCCUCCGCUUUCUCUCCAAGUAUAUCACAAGCCCCCGUUUUCUCUCCAAGUAUAUCGCAAGCCUCUGUUUUCUCUCCAAGUAUAUUACAAGCCUCCGUUUUCUCUCCAAGUAUAUCACAAGCCCCCGUUUUCUCUCCAAGUAUAUCGCAAGCCUACGUUUCUCUCCAAGUAUAUCUCAAGCCUCCGUUUCUCUCCAAGUAUAUCACAAGCCCCCGUUUUCUCUCCAAGUAUAUCGCAAGCCUCCGUUUUCUCUCCAAAUAUAUUACAAGCCUCUGUUUUCUCUCCAAGUAUAUCACAAGCCUCCGCUUUCUCUCCAAGUAUAUCGCAAGCCUCCGCUUUCUCUCCAAGUAUAUCGCAAGCCUCCGUUUUCUCUCCAAGUAUAUCUCAAGCCUCCGUUUUCUCUCCAAGUAUAUUACAAGCCUCCAUUUUCUCUCCAAGUAUAUCACAAGCCCCCGUUUUCUCUCCAAGUAUAUCACAAGCCUCCGUUUUCUCUCCAAGUAUAUCACAAGCCUCCGUUUUCUCUCCAAGUAUAUCACAAGCCUCCGUUUUCUCUCCAAGUAUAUCUCAAGCCUCCGUUUUCUCUCCAAGUAUAUCACAAGCCUCUGUUUUCUCUCCAAGUAUAUCACAAGCUUCCGUUUUCUCUCCAAGUAUAUCGCAAGCCUCCGCUUUCUCUCCAAGUAUAUCACAAGCUCCGUUUUUCUCUCCAAGUUAUAUCACAAGCCUCCGUUUUCUCUCCAAGUUAUAUCACAAGCCUCCGUUUUCCUCUCCAAGUAUAUCACAAGCCUCCGUUUUCUCUCCAGUAUAUCACAAGCCCCCGUUUUCUCUCCAAGUAUAUCACAAGCCUCCGUUUUCUCUCCAAGUAUAUCACAAGCCUCCGUUUUCUCUCCAAGUAUAUCAGAAGCCUCCGUUUUCUUUCCAAGUAUAUUACAAGCCUCCGUUUCCUCUCCAAGUAUAUCACAAGCCUCCGUUUUCUUUCCAAUAUAUCACAAGCCUCCGUUUCCUCUCCAAGUAUAUCACAAGCCUCCGUUUCCUCUCCAAGUAUAUCACAAGCCUCCGUUUUCUCUCCAAGUAUAUCGCCAGCCUCCGUUUUCUCUCCAAGUAUAUCACAAGCCUCCGUUUUCUCUCCAAGUAUAUCACAAGCCUCCGUUUUCUCUCCAAGUAUAUCGCAAGCCUCCGUUUUCUCUCCAAGUAUAUAGCUGACGUCGACUUCUGCGAUCUGUUUGCUCCGAGCUCGGCAAUAACAAGUUAUAUUGACAAAAUGUUCCUUAUGCAGAAAGUAACAUAA